AUGAUUGCAGUUGGAAAUGUGAACGCGCACUGGUGUGGGUCAUUGGCUAGCAGCUCAUGCGGACUGGAUGUUCGUGCAGGUCCAUUACUUCGGACUGCCUCGUUCUCACUGCGUUUGUGCGGUGUGUGUCGCAAAUGUGACGAAGUCCGCCGAUUCAGCUGCAUUUUACGCGCCAGCGAAAUGUCGCUAAUCGUGAUGUUGUGUGCGCAGUACGAGCGUGCCAUUGUGUCAGUUGGAAAUGUGAACGCGCACUGGUGUGGGUCAUUGGCUAGCAGCUCAUGCGGACUGGAUGUUCGUGCAGGUCCAUUACUUCGGACUGCCUCGUUCUCACUGCGUUUGUGCGGUGUGUGUCGCAAAUGUGACGAAGUCCGCCGAUUCAGCUGCAUUUUACGCGCCAGCGAAAUGUCGCUAAUCGUGAUGUUGUGUGCGCAGUACGAGCGUGCCAUUGUGUCAGUUGGAAAUGUGAACGCGCACUGGUGUGGGUCAUUGGCUAGCAGCUCAUGCGGACUGGAUGUUCGUGCAGGUAGGAUUCCUCAAUUUAACGGUAUAUUUUUGUGA
Dicrocoelium dendriticum is the source of this 558-nucleotide messenger RNA. Lineage: Eukaryota; Metazoa; Platyhelminthes; Trematoda; Plagiorchiida; Dicrocoeliidae. The record is from the annotation of a GenBank genome assembly.